Molecule: messenger RNA, 387 nt
Organism: Helianthus annuus (common sunflower)
Lineage: Eukaryota; Viridiplantae; Streptophyta; Magnoliopsida; Asterales; Asteraceae
Product: loricrin-like
Exons: 2
Coding region: 1-387 (128 amino acids)
Source: RefSeq, a predicted model, not a curated record
AUGGGUAAACGUGCCGGGUUCGCCGCUAAGCUAACCAACGAGAGGCUGCCACGUCACACGGAAAAGCAGGGAUCUAGGGUUUGGUUACGGCAUGCGAUUGGUGAUUUUGUUCGGUGGCAAGGCGAUGGUGGGAGGUGUUUAGUCGGUGGUGGGAGGUGGUUGGUAGGUUGUGGAAGACGGUGGUGGGAUGUGGUUGGUCGGAAGACAGGGGUGAUGGGUGAUGGUGGGGGCGGUGGUUCUAACAGUGGGUUACGGUGGUGGUUGGUCGGCGGCGGUGGUUCUAACAGUGGGUUAGUGGCUGGUGGUGGCGGUUCGACGGCUGGGUGGUGGGCCGGCGGCAGCGCCGCCAUGAGCGGCGGAGGCCCUGGUCUCCUCCCAACGAGUUGA